CACGUGCGGCGGGGCGGCCGGCGGCCGCGGCUAGGGCCACCCCCCUCCCCUCCCUCCUCCCCUCAUCGCUAUGCUGCGCUCUCGCCGGGCCCCUCAGCGGACUCGACGCACGGCAGCGAUGGAGCCGGCCGGGCUCCUCUGAGGCCGCCGCCGGACCCAGCAUGGCCUCGGCGGGGACCCCGGAGCAGCGGCCCCCCGGGGCGGAGCGGCCGCCCCGCCGCGGGACCGGCUCCCGAGGCCGAGCGGGGCGAGGGCGCCGCCGCCGUCGCCGAGGCUGGACGGCUCCCCGCCGCUGCCAGCGGUAGCGGGAGCUUCCCCCGGAAGACGGAGGGCAGCCAGCCGGCGGCGCCCGGCCGAGGGGUAUCCCUGGGCCCCCCGCUGCUGCUGCCUCCGCCGCCGCCGGCGCUGCUGCUGGCGGGACCCCCGGGCAGAGCGUGCCUGCGGGCAGUGCUGGCGGACUCGCGCUUCUUCCUGGUGUGCAUGUGCUUCCUGACCUUCAUCCAGUCCCUCAUGGUCUCCGGCUACUUGAGCAGCGUCAUCACCACCAUCGAGCGGAGAUACAGCCUCAAGAGCUCGGAGUCGGGGCUGCUGGUCAGCUGCUUCGAUAUCGGGAGCCUGGUGGUGGUGGUCUUCAUCAGCUACUUCGGGGGUCGCGGGCGGAGGCCGCUCUGGCUGGCCGUAGGGGGGCUUUUCAUCGCCCUGGGCGCUGCGCUCUUCUCCUUACCUCACUUCAUCUCUCCGCCGUACCAGAUCCAGGAACUGAACUCCUCCGUCAGUAACGAGGGCUUGUGCGUGGCUGGCAAUGGCACUGCCAAAGAGCAGUGGGACUCGUCGGCCUGCGUCAAGGACACCGGUGGAAACGACCACUCUCUCUAUGUAGCUUUAUUCAUUUGUGCCCAAAUCCUCAUUGGCAUGGGCUCGACACCCAUCUAUACUUUGGGACCAACCUACUUAGAUGACAAUGUCAAGAAAGAAAACGCCUCGCUUUACCUAGCCAUCAUGUACGUAAUGGGAGCACUUGGACCUGCAGCUGGAUACUUAUUAGGAGGACUCCUUAUUGGUUUCUAUGUUGAUCCUAGGACAGCUGUGUAUAUUGACCAGAGCGAUCCCCGAUUCAUUGGAAACUGGUGGAGUGGAUUUCUCCUUUGUGCCAUUGCUAUGCUCCUUGUGAUAUUUCCCAUGUUUACCUUUCCGAAAAAGCUCCCUCCUCGACAUAAAAAAAAGAAAAAGAAGAUGAAUUCUGAUGAUGUUUCAAGUGAUGAUGACGUGAUGAAAGAGAAAACAAGUAGCAAAACAGAAACAGACAGUUCAGUUUCUGCCUCUAUGGGAUUUGGAGAGAAUGUUAAAGAGCUUCCAAGAGCAGCUGUCAGGAUCUUAAGCAACAUGACAUUCCUUUUUGUGAGUUUGUCAUACACAGCUGAGAGUGCCAUUGUCACAGCUUUUAUUACCUUCAUUCCCAAGUUCAUCGAGUCACAGUUUGGCAUCCCAGCUUCCAAUGCCAGCAUCUACACUGGUGUGAUUAUUGUCCCAAGUGCUGGUGUUGGUAUUGUCCUAGGUGGCUACAUUAUAAAAAAGCUGAAACUUGGUGCAAGAGAGUCUGCAAAGUUGGCUAUGAUCUGCAGUGGUGUGUCUCUGCUGUGCUUUUCAACACUCUUCAUUGUUGGAUGUGAAAGCAUUAAUCUAGGGGGAAUAAAUAUACCUUACACAACUGGUCCCACUCUUGCCAUGGCCCACAGGAAUCUGACUGGAAGCUGUAAUGUUAACUGUGGAUGUAAGAUUCAUGAGUACGAGCCUGUCUGUGGAUCAGAUGGAAUAACAUAUUUUAAUCCUUGCCUAGCUGGCUGCAUCAGUGGUGGAAACCACAGCACAGGGGUCAGAAAUUACACAGAAUGUGCCUGUGUGCAGAGUCGCCAGGUGAUCACUCCGCCCACAGUGGGCCAGCGCAGUCAGCUCCGGCUGGUGAUUGUCAAAACCUACCUGAAUGAGAACGGCUACGCUGUGUCUGGGAAGUGCGAUCGCACCUGCAACACCCUCAUCCCGUUCCUCAUAUUUCUCUUCAUUGUAACCCUUAUAACAGCAUGUGCCCAGCCAUCAGCAGUCAUAGUGACACUCAGGUCUGUGGAAGAUGGGGAGCGGCCCUUUGCACUAGGAAUGCAGUUUGUUUUAUUGAGAACUCUUGCUUACAUUCCCACUCCAAUUUAUUUUGGGGCUGUUAUUGACACCACGUGCAUGCUUUGGCAACAGGAUUGCGGCGUACAAGGAUCUUGUUGGGAAUACGAUGUCACCUCAUUUCGUUUUGUCUACUUCGGGUUGGCAGCUGCUCUCAAGUUCGUGGGAUUCUUUUUUAUUUUCCUGGCCUGGUAUUCCUUAAAGUGUAAAGAAGAACAACUGCUGAGACAGAGUUGGAGGGCUUCGCCGGUGAACACUGUGAGUGAGAUGGUUGGACAAGCUGGACCCCAACAAAACUAUGCACGGACUAGAUCCUGCCCUACCUUCAGUUCCCAAGGAGACAUCAGUGUGGCACAAGGAAUGAACUGCUUAGCACAGACUUACCCCGGCCCUUUUUCAGAAGCAAUAAAUUCCUCAAAUGAAAAUGCAUUGGAAGAAGUCACUGUUGAGAUAUAGACCCCUGGCUUGGUAAUGUAAUAUUUAGUUUUGUUGGUUGACUUAGUUACGGCGCCUUGUAAAACACCUGUGCCUUCUAUUUUUAAUCUAAAUGUAACAUGUGAUAAAACCAACAAAGCUUGAUGCAAACAACCAUAAUAUGUUCCUGAGGGCUGGAUACCUCAAACCAACCCGAGUUCUUAUUUCUUCCCUCCCGACAAUGGAGUUUUAAAAAUUGUGUUUGUAAUUAUUUCAGAUGUGUCCAUUAAAUGUCCAUGCUCUGAUCUAAUAUCAUUGUAAAGUUGAGGUGUUAUGAACAGCAGAAGUCAGUGGAAGAGUGACAAAAACUCACAUUGUUGAUGUCUAGACUCACAAAAAUGCUUAAAUGUAUUGUCAACUUCGUAUCUGCAAAUUGUAUUUUUAAGAGAUGAGUAAUUACUGUGAGUUCUGCUACAAAGCACAACUGAACUUAUUUAAACUAUGCAACUUAUUUGGAUAAUUGUAUGUGCAGCAAAUUAAGUUUGAAGCUUGCUUUUAAAGACAUUACUGCAACUGAAUUUGAAAGGGGCUAUUUUCAGGCGUAAUCAUUAAAUUAAAAAAUAACAUAAGGUUUAAAGUACUGUUAAUAACAUGUCAAGCCAUACAAGAGUUAUGCAUCAGGUAACAUUUGCAAAUGUUGAGCUGUAACAUCUUUAUCCUGUAAAAAUGUGCAUUAAUUUUCAACUGAUGGGAUGUAGUCAUUCUUCACAAAGUAUACAGGAUACUGUAAUACUUGAAGUAAAAAACUUCAGUAUUGGUUUAUAGUAACAUUAAGAUGUAGGAAUCAUACACACAUACCAGAGCAGAUAUGUGCAUAUUUCUGCAAUGUUAUUUGGGUGGCUGUUACUAGCACCAAAUCCGUAUUUUCAUGAAGAAGAAAACAGCUGGUUAUAGCUUGAUAGGAAGUUUGGCUGUCCUUCAGAACUGCAUGCCAGUGUGGCUCAGCUUCAGUGGGAAAGUCCCGAGGGAGAGCUAAUGGCCUGGUCUGCUGUCUGGGACCUGGCUGGUCCCUCGCAGCCAGCGGCAGCAGAGUUCAGGCUGCAGGAGUGAGCAGAGGAGCCCCUCCAGGGGGUCCGUGGUGCCAGCUAGGAGGCUGUGCCUGCACUGCUGGCACUGCCGAGGCACUGAGCACCCUGACACCAGGGCAGCUGGGAAGGGAGGCUGGCUCUGACCCUCUGCUUUCUGCCACACUUCUGCCUCUCCAGCUGCCCGGUGCUGGGCAGGCUGGUGGGACAGGACCUGGUUGUGUGGUGUGUCCCACGCAUGUCUGCCUUUCCUUUUCUCAGCUUCACUGAAAGCUCCUGUGAAGGCAAAGGGUGAGUUUUUGUCUCCUUCGGCCCUCUAGGUGAAGAGCUAAGAACAGAAAUUAUUGUGGACUCGCAGGACAUGAUGUGGCCUUUGUUUGUUCCAAAUUACUGUAGUGUGUUCUCUCCCCAGGAGAUGCUGAAACUUUCUAAUCAAAUGUGCUUGGCAUUUCAUUUCUUGCUCUGGAGGCUUUUAGGCACCGUGCUCAUGAGGUACUAAUGAUGUCUCAAAGGGCAGAAAAUUAUGUCAGUUGGACACUGGGAAGUCAAGGCUGUAUUGUGCCCUGCAGGGGGAGUCUUAGAAGUGUAGGAAAUGAAAACGCAGUCUUUUAAGAGGACUCAGUGAUAGUCUGGUUUGGAUUUUGCUGAGUAGAGAACUUGUGUGAAAAUAAAUAGGAAAGAGCAGAGGUUCUACAUAUUUUUGAGCAGUUAUUCCUGAUUUAAUUUUUCAGUUUAGAACAUGCAUGUUGAUCAGACAUUAUAUGGAACCAAGUCAUUGAAAAUAAAGGCAGUACUCUCCUUGACAUCCAUUGAGUUGUCCUGGGAAGAGUAGAUUUCCCUCUCUGCCUUUGCCAACUGCCUUUUGUCAUCAUCUGGAUCUUCUUGACCAGCACAUGGACUACCCAUGGGGCUGCUUAUUUCAGAAUGUGUCAGUCCAUUUAUGUAGUUUGUAACAUUUCUUACUCUUCUUGUCUGAGAACUCCAAUUCUCCUACCCCGAACACAGAGGAAUAUUGUUUUGACCUCUUCCUACUAUUCUGUCCAUAUUAACAGCCUUUUUUGGGUUAAGCCUGAGAAUGUCUUUUCCUUUUAUGCAGUCACUGGAUAUAACAUGUCCUCAGUUAGUACACACUUCCUGAGAUAAUUGGCUUCUACACUUCUUGUCCUGAGAAAUAAAUUUCCUUGGCUCAAAGGUGUUUUUUAUAUAUAUAUAUAUAUUUGCUAGAGGAGAGCAGAGUAGAUGAUAAAAAUAUUUCCUUUUCCUUCAGUCUCAAAUGCUUGUUGCACCAAGAAUUUUAUACAGUGGCAAAAAUUGGCAAAGUAGUAUGACAAAGUGUAAUCGCAGCCCAGCCCUUGUCCAUUUUUAUCACUUCCCCAUUUUAAUCAUCACAGGGAGAAGUGAAGAGUGACAAUCUUUUCAAAUACCUCAGGAACAGACCAUUUAGGGAAUUGUAAAAGACUGAAGAUUAACAAUCUGUCCUGAUCUCUUAUCUUUCAUGCCUUGUGUGCUUCAGUUCCGUAAAAAAGCAAGGAAGUGCAGAUUAGGAUUGUCAGGAACUAAUGGCACUGAUGCCAAAGAAUGAGAGUGAUAAAAGUGGCACUUCUGCAGCUGCUUCUGUUUCUGAGCUUUCAGGGGAUUUCAGAACUUGUUGCAAUGGAAACUAUCCAUUUUUUAGGAUAUCCUGACCCUUUGACUUCCAAGAACAUUCAUAUUUCCUAAAUGGUUGAAAAAGUGGAAUGUAGAAAGAAAGAUGUUAACUUCAGAAAUAUUGAAAAAGCCUUCUUUACAUAAUUUCAUUUUUAACUUUUAAUUGGAAAAUAAAUUUUAAUUUUUCUUUAAGUAUUACAUGCAAAACAAAAUGUAAUUCCUUACUUUUCAAACAAUUUUUUUCAUGGUUUUGGGUAUAGAUAAUUUUGGCAAUGCAAAUAAAUUUCUAUAAAAUCAAUUAAGUCAGUGUCCUCUGAAAGAAAGAAAACCCAAACUCUGGCCAGUUUUUGAUCGAUUCCUGAAGGAGGGUUUCUUGUGAGUAAUCUAUAACAAUCUAAACUGAGCGAAUAAAGGUAUGCAGGGGAAGCACAUUCACUUCCAGCAUUGUCACUGACCGGUAUGUGGACAGACCUGCUGGCCAAGCACUCUGUUCUGAGGCUGUCACUGCUGCAGGAAGCAGCACCUCCAGACACGGAGUGCAGCCCUGGCAGCAGUUGUGGUUGACACAUGGUGCUGAGCUGACCUCACAGGAACUAAAACAGAACUUUUCCUGUCAUCUGGUGAAGGGGCCCAUGCUGUCUUCCUACUGUGAGAUCCUCUCACCAUAGAACAUAAAAUUUCAUUAAGUUGGAAAUUUUGCCACCUUCGCCCUCUGUCCCUGAGCACAAAAGGUUUGCUGGCAGUGAAUACAAGACAAGGUGAAGGAGGUGUCCUGCUCACCCACAGGCUGCUAUUGGGAGCAAACCCAAGUCACCUGCCUGCAGCUUAGCAGCCAGUGAUAAUAUGGAGCAACAUCUGGUGAUGGUCAAAGUGCCACUGUGCCCCCACAGGGACAGACCAAAUCCCUCUUCCACCACUUAGUCCUCAUUUAAAGUGAGGAACGUGAGAGGAGGAGCAACCCAAAUAUAUGGGCUUGAGAGAACAGGUUAAUUGUCCCUGCUUAGCCUCCCAUUCGCCCAUGUUUCCUCAAAAAGGAGAAAACUUCAAAAUGGAUGCAGCCAUGGCCUUAGGUGCUUAUGAAUGCAGCACCCUCAGGAGAUAAUUUGUAGAUCUUCACAGGGCUGGAGUAAUCUGGAGAGUGGGACUGUCCAUGCUUCCAGUUUUUGUGAAAAGCCCCCUGGUUUUGGUCCCCCUUCUUCCCCUUGAGCAUACUAGAUAAAAUACAGCAUAAUUUAGAACCAAUGACAUUUUAUAGCCUUUCAGUACAGUGUGAGUAGCUGCAAGAACCUUUGAAUAUUAUUGUGCAAUUUGUAUUCAUUUGGAAACUUUCAGUUCUUUGGCCAGCCUAUAUAUCUUUAAAAGUGCAUGUAGUAACAUGCAGAUCUUCAGAACUUACUGUUAUGUAAGUGGGGGCACACAUCUCCUACUAAGUAUUAGAAAUGUACAUUUGAAAGGUCCUAAAUUAAUUACAAAUGCUUGAAUAUAGUGUUUUCAAAAAUAUGAGGUUUUUAAUAUUGCUUAUUAAUUUGUAGUGUUAGCUAUUCAUUCAUUAUCACUUUGAUCCAGCAGAACACUUAAAUAUGUGAGUAAAUUUAUAUACAUAUACUUAAGUAAUGCACUUGAAAAUAAUACACAUAUUUAAAUGUGGGACUGAAUCCUGUCUGCAUUCAAAAAGAAAUGAAUUUAUCCAAAGAGUAUUUCUAUGUUGAGCAUUUCCCCCAUGGAUUCAAUGAUAAUUGUAACCAGAAUAGCACAAAGUAGCACUUGAGCACUCUCCUGUGGCAUUCAGUGUGGCUACUUACAUAUCCAGCAAUGGAGGAAGGCUGUCAUUUUCAAAUAGAAUUCAAAUUCAAAGUAUUUUGUGGGAAUGGUCUAAGAUUCAUUCUCACUCUUUCUGCCAUUCACUUAUUUUAUGAAUUUCUAUCUGAAAACCUGUGUUUUACAUGGGGAGAUAGAUUAAAUAAAGGCAUCCUUCUGACCUUAGAGGCAAUGAAAUUCUCAGGUAAUGCUGUAGACUCGAAUUGUGCCCUUUCACAGAAUCUGGACCGAGAGGUUCAGAUGACAAAUUGUCAGUAUCCUGCACAAAUGGAGCAGAGCACUGCCUGCUCAGUGGAACUUCAGAGAGCAUGUCUGGGACAGGGGUCAGCACCUUCUGCACUGUUCUUGCAGGUUUUCCCCCCAAAAGGCCUGAAUAAUUGCUGCCUUACUACACUUUUCUGUGCGUGGGAUACCACAGCUCUUCACGGUGUUGUAUUGACAUAAAACUGAUGAUAAAUAGGUCCAAAGUGUCUUACUGCUAUUUUGGAGCCAGAUUCUUGGCCUUACCAGUCCAAUAUUGAGGCUGAAGAACUAUGGUCAUACCUUGUGUUGGAAGUUAACAAGCUGGUGCUUUAGCAAGUGUGUGUGAAGUAGAGAAUAUCAAGCUUGUUUAGCUUUUAUACUCUAUUCACUGGUUAUUAUUACUGUUUUUGGAGAUUGAAGACAAAAAUCUUCCUGAACAAGUUCAUCUUUUUCUCAGUAAUGUGUCUUUUACAAUGGCUUAGGAGAAGUUAUGCUGCAUGCUUCAGAAUCUGGGUUCCCCCAGCUGUGGGGGAAAGCCAUCCAGCUGUGGUUGCUUUCCAGGGGCUUAAACCAGCUGGUAACAGAUUUACCAGGACUGCAACCUGCAUCGUCAUUGCUUUGAACAGAGUAUUUGCUGCUUGUAGAUUAAACUGUCAUCAACAUAUUUCAGGUUCUUCACAUACUGGACUUGAUUCUUUGGACAUUUUCAUCACUUCAGAGCGCUUACAAAAUGGACAGUCAACAUCAUGGUGGUGGAUUUAUUCUUUUGUAGGGAAUUAGGGCUUUCUUCUUUUUUCUUUUAACACCUUGUUUGACAAAUAAAAAUUCAAAAAGAUUGCAUGUAAGCAUUGUCACAGAGUAGAGAUGUAGAGAUGUGGGACCUUCAGUGUGAGGACAGGAUAUGGCCGAGUUCAUGGGAUUUGUCUCCUUUACACUGAGUAUCACUAAUACAUGUUACUUUGUGGCCAAAGGUUUGAAAGCCUACCUGAUCCUCAGGAAGGAAAUUUUUCCUGUAUUUUCCUCUUAAUUUAUUGUGUAAAUUAAAGAGGAAAGUUAACACUGCCCUUGUCCCAUGGCCAUAUUCAUUGCAUUAAACUGCAGCUAAUAACUACAGUUAAUAAUUUUAGCAGUCACCCCUUCAGUCCUUCAGCUUUUUUGUUAAUACAGCCUGUUAAACACAGAUGUAGCUCUGCAAUUUCAAAGUAGCUCCAAAGUUUUCUUGACUUCAAGUGUUACAGAAGAUACGCUUAUUUAUUCAGGUACCAUUCUACUCUUUUAAUUAUUGCAUUAUCCGUUGUGUGUAUUGGGUUGGUUUUUUUUCUCAAUCUCAAAGUAGUUGUCACAAUGUUGUCCUGUAACAGUGUUUUGUUCAUUAUAUAGAAUAGGUGAAAAGCUGUGGAAUUAAUGAAGGGCUACAAAAAGCAUCCAAAAUGCUGUUCACCUUGAGGAAGGGUGAGACAGCUUAGUAAUCUGUAGACAAAAGACUAAACAACACUGUGGUGCUAAUAGGUACUGAAGUAUUUUAUGAUGUAUUCACUAUGACUUAAAUGACAUAUUCAAGGCAUGUCAAUGAUGCAACUGCGUGUGUUUCUGUUCCUAAAGUGUGGAGUGCUCUGACAAAGACAGUGUUUGUAAUUCCUGGUGGGCCAAUUCCUACCUAGUUCUUCUGUGGGUGAGUAAUUUCAGGAGUCUGUGUAGGAUUUGGCCCAGCACUAUUAGGUGAAGUAGAAGCUACACAGACCACAGAAGUCUCAUGUAGAAUGUAUUCAGCCUGCUGUAGCAUGUUACUUUAUUUAGUUGCUUUCCUUAAGCAGGGGCUAAAAAUAAAUUCUGCAGUAAUGAUAAGUAACAUUGGGCUAAAUUCUGGAACCACUUAACCGAGCAAUAUUAGCAAGUGUUUGAAUUAAAAUGAGGAUUGAAAUCUGAAAUAUGAAUGUUCUUUCAUGGAAUACCAGAUAGAGAGUGGUAGAAUGAGAGCAAAUCUGUCUCUAGGAAUGGAAAAAGGCCAAAUCUGGUUGACUUUAAAGUCAUCUAUUAUUUACAAAAUAGGGGUUUGCUUUUAAAAUCUUGAAGACAAAAUUUCCAUUUUGAAUUCUGAACCAUAAUUUUUUUUUGUCUCACUGUGCCUGAGCUGCUCAUGCAGGGCAGGUGUCUGUAUUCCAAAUAGCACUGAGAGCACUAAUAGCACUAAUCACACUUCUGACCGACAGGCCAGAAAAUUUGCCUCUAUAGCAAACUCCAUAUUUGAAAACCUGGAGGGAAAUUUCCAAGCAAAACAAAACAAUAUGUACAAAAUGAUCCAAAGCUGAGUUUCAGUAAAAAAAAAUAAAUUUGUGUCAGUGAGAUCCACAGUUGAGUGGAGGCUUUUCUGAAAGAAGACCUGUUCUUUUCACCAGCUGAGCACAUGGGAGUUUGGCCCCUGGCUGCAGUGCAUACCUCUACCAAAUGAUUUGUGCAGAACAGCAACAGUCUGGGUAGUAUUGUAGGAGCAUGGAGUGGGCACACUGCCUGUUCAGUUUUUAAAAAACUCAUUAUUAAGCAAAUGUGUAGAGUAUUAAGGAAAUUUGUAGAGUAUGUCUGAUGGUAUGAGUGUGUGGGUGCUGUGUUGUGGUAAAAAGAGAAUUGGUUUAUGCUGGGUAUUUUUGCAUACUUUAGGCUCUUGUAUGUUUGUUGUUUUUUUUUUUUUUAAAUUUAUAUUUAUUU
This is a messenger RNA of Onychostruthus taczanowskii (white-rumped snowfinch), 10079 nucleotides long. It is a transcript of the gene SLCO5A1, whose product is annotated as solute carrier organic anion transporter family member 5A1. The annotation marks the transcript as partial. Gene Ontology annotation, biological process: transmembrane transport; sodium-independent organic anion transport. The record is from RefSeq and is a predicted model, not a curated record. Gene Ontology annotation, cellular component: membrane. The transcript is spliced from 9 exons. NCBI's taxonomy places the organism in Eukaryota, Metazoa, Chordata, Aves, Passeriformes, Passeridae. Gene Ontology annotation, molecular function: protein binding.